AUGACUAAGAUUACCACUCAAUUGGAAACAGUAACUGAACCACAUUACAAGUACAUUAAAAACCGUCAAUUGGCUAUAGUUCAAGCACCAUUCUGUGGUGGUCAAGGUAAGACUGGUGUAGAAAAAGGACCUAAAUAUAUGUUGAAUCAUGGAUUGGAAUCGGAUUUAAGGGAACUUGGCUGGGAUAUAACUGUAGAAUCUCCCCUAGAUGAAGAAUAUCUUCAAAAAAUGAUGGAGAAAGAUGCUGUUACAGAUCGAUUUAAGAACACAAAAAGACCUGGACUUGUCGGUACCACUACAAAGACUAUCUACGAAAAUGUGUCUAAACUAGCUCAAGAUAAUAAAUUCGUUUUAACAUUAGGAGGUGAUCAUUCUAUUGCUAUUGGUACGGUUAGUGGUGUCCAAGAAGCUUAUUCUGAUCUUGGAUUGAUCUGGAUUGAUGCUCAUGCAGAUAUCAAUACCUUAGAAUCAACUGACUCCGGUAAUUUACAUGGCUGUCCUGUCUCCUUUUUAUUAGGUUUACAUAAAGACAUUGAAUGCCCUGAAUCAUUUAAAUGGGUUCCCGGUAAAUUAAACCCAAACAAAAUUGUCUACGUGGGAUUAAGAGAUGUUGACAAAGCAGAGAAAAAAAUUAUAAAAGACUUAGGUAUAAAAGCUUUUUCAAUGUAUCAUGUUGACAAGUUUGGUAUCAAUAAAGUCAUAGAAAUGGCAUUGGAGUGUUUACACCCUAAUGGUGGGAGAGGUCCCAUCAUGUGUUCAUACGACGUAGAUGCUGUAGAUCCGCUUUUUGUUCCAGCUACAGGUACUCCAGUUAGAGGUGGGCUAACACUAAGAGAAGGUUUGUUCCUUGUUGAAAGAUUAGCCGAGACUGGUGAUUUAGUCGCUUUGGAUAUCGUUGAAUGUAACCCAGAUUUGGCUAUAAAUGAUAUCCAUGUUUCUGACACAAUUUCUGCUGGCUGUGCCAUUGCAAGAUGUGCAUUAGGCGAAACUUUACUAUAA
Arxiozyma heterogenica is the source of this 999-nucleotide messenger RNA. It is a transcript of the gene CAR1, whose product is annotated as arginase. The transcript has a single exon. Gene Ontology annotation, molecular function: manganese ion binding; arginase activity. NCBI's taxonomy places the organism in Eukaryota, Fungi, Ascomycota, Saccharomycetes, Saccharomycetales, Saccharomycetaceae. Gene Ontology annotation, cellular component: cytoplasm; cytosol; nucleus. The record is from RefSeq and is a predicted model, not a curated record. Bases 1 to 999 code for a protein of 332 amino acids.